Molecule: messenger RNA, 2687 nt
Organism: Effrenium voratum
Lineage: Eukaryota; Dinophyceae; Suessiales; Symbiodiniaceae
Source: the annotation of a GenBank genome assembly
AGACGGGCUCAAAGACCCGGAGCCCCAGAGCCGACGGGCGCGAUGGACGUCACGUCUUUGCCUCUGGGCUUUGUGGAGGAAGCUUCCCGAGAGCAGCCCACCCAGAAAGAGAUCCGCUGCCGCCGACUGGUCGCUGAAAACGCGAACCCCAGCUCGCGGUAUGUGGGCAACACACCCAAGGAGGAGCUCCUUUUGGAGCACGUCCGGGAGUUCGAGGAUCAGUUCGUGAACGUCUACGGGAAUCGCUUCCUCUACCUCUGCCCGCCCAAUGAGUAUGGAGUGCCCAAGUUUCUGCCGACCACCUUGCGCCCAACGCACUUGCCAUACCAAGAGCUCUACGAGUACAAGUCCUGCUCCAAGUUUUUGGCGGACUUCUUCAACUAUGACGAGCUCCACCCGCCGGACCGAUAUCCCAUGGUGAUCCCAGCCCCAGCGUCCGUGCUGAACUGGCAGGCGGGGGACUGCUUUGACCUCUCCAUCGCCUUGGCCUCUUUGCUCAUCGGUGUGGGCUACGACGCUUACUGCGUCAGCGGCUUUGCGCCCCGCUUUAUCACGACCCGCAACGAGGCGCGCAGCGCGUGCCCGCAGCUGGAUGUGGACAUCGAGGAGGCCAAGGAGGAGGACAAGCAGGAGGAGGACGAGUUUGUCAUUCCCAAGAAGCCACCCUUGAGGUCGGAGUACUUGGAAGCCAAGCGCCGGGCAGAGGACGCCGACAUCAUCCGAUUGCAGGAGGAGGAGAUGAAGUCAGAUUCAGAGGACGACCCGUCGAGUGACGAGGACGAGUUUGAGAACCGGCGCAUUCACUGCUGGGUCUUGGUGCGAAAAGGCGCCCGCGAGGUGGCCGAGGACAUGUACCUGGAGCCAACCACUGGUCGCAUCUACUCCGUGAGCCGGUGCCCCUACCUGAAGAUCGACCUCAUUUGGAACCACCGCAACCUUUGGGUCAACAUGCAGGUUUGCUCGGCUUCACACGUCCAGCUGGACCUUUACAACUCCCGGUACUUCGAGUACGUGAUGCUGGAUGCUGACAACCCCAGCGGGGAGGCACGAGAAGGCGACGACGCAGGCGCUGUUCCGGACGAGGAGCGACGAGCGGAGCAAACCGCGCAGAUUCUGGAUCUCCCAUCGCCCUGGAGCGAGCGACCCGACAUCCCCAGGGAGAAGUUCCACGCGCGAUGCUACCAAGGGGAGAAGACCAUCUUCUACCACAAGUGCAAGGUGGAGCAGUACGCGCCCUACACCCAGGACGACGGCCUGGUGCAGCGGAUCACGCUCUACAAGGACGUACGGCGCCAGAUUCCCCUGGAGAUCCGGGAACGGUUCAAGCAUCGCAAGGACAAGCUCUUUGAGCGGAAGCGCCGCCCCAUGCAGAACGAGACGGUGGAGCGCUUCUUGCCGGGGCGGCCCUCCACCUCCGCCUCCAACGCCGGCGGUGCCUUGAAGGAGUUCCGCGAGAUCUCGGCGUUGAGCCGAGAGCUGAUCUUCUACAAGUCUCGCUUGGACGGCCUCGUGCGCUCCGUGGAGAUCAUCGGCAGGAAGAUGUUUGAGUACUUCGAGGAUCGGGACGACAGGUUGAUCUACCACUCGGUCACACUGGAUCCCACAGCCACUCGAGGGCAAAAGAGCAAGGACACCUACCCAGUGGAUUCGGUGGGUGAGGUGCCAAUCAAGAAGAUGACCGAAAAGUAUGCACGGAACCCUGAGGUGCCAGCAGAGGAGGACAUUGCGAAGAUCAGCUUCUACCUCACGGAGCAGCAGAACAGCUCCAUCUACUCCACGGGGAAGAUCCGGGUGGACUAUCACCGGGAGCCGGGCUCCUUAACCUUCCGGCAAUGCAUGUAUCACUACAAGGACGGCAACCUCAACCGGGUACCCGCGAGCAUGCCGCAGCCCACGCAGGCGCAAGUGCACAAGCUCAUGCAGAUGCAGACCACCUGCCGUGACACGAUCAUGGCCUCACACACCAGCAUCCAGCAGGAGCUGACUACGCGCCGCAAGGAUGAGAUCAGCAUCCGGGGCAUGCGCUCGGUGUCCGCGGGCAAGAAGCGGGAUCUGACGAUCCCAGGUAGCCGUGACGACGUCCUCGAGCCCUCUGUCUAUGACCUGGCCAGGGAGAGCGCGCGAGUGGAAGGUUCUCGCGAGGGUGCCGAGGAGGAGAAGCAAGAAGAGCAGAGUGCGAAGGUGGACAUCUUGGCGCCUUACCUGGUGGACUUCAUCAACAAGGAGACCGGGCUCGUGCAGCUGGACUCCCUGCAGGCGGAGCUGGUCGCCAAGAAGUGCACCACCGACUUCCGCAAGCGGCUCACUGACCGGGCAGAGAUCAUCCAGCGACGCCUGGAGGAAGAGCAAGAGCUGCUGCGAAAGCGGCGGGCGCAGAUGCAGCGAAGGGGUGACAGCGUGGAGCGGGAUGAGCGGGAGUUUGAGCAGUACCAGAACCAGGCCAUGUUCCGCACCCAGAUCCUGGAGCAACGCCUGGCCAGGCAUGAGAUGCAGGCCAUCGAAAAGUUCCAGGAACUGGAGCGGAUGCUGCAAGAGGACCCCCGCCUGGCGGCCAUGUGGCAGAAGGAGCCGGCGGCGGUCAAGGGCUAGCCCGGAGGCGCGUCGUGCGCUUGACGCUUGGCUGAAAGGCACACGGCAUGUCACGCGCGCGCAGCAUCACAGCUAGCGUGAGCUCGCGGGCCGUCGGU